AAUUCACUUUAAAUCAUGAAAAACUUUUAUAUUCUCAAUUUUCAGUCGGAGUCCUCAUCAUCAGCUUCCACAAAAUUUGCCCUACUCAAAUGUGUAUGGUGCAGUCAAUUACUGAGCAUCAAUGAUCGCCCCAAACUCUUGGAAUGUCUGCAUGUUUCCUGCUCACAAUGUGUGAAUACCAAAUUCUCUGAGCUCGAUCGCACUAUGCCGCCACUUAUACAUUGCCCCGUUUGUAAUAUGGCUUCACAGAAUGAGUUUAUCAUUGAUAAUCAAUUUUUGAUCGAACAAUGUACAGCCGCUGGUGAUAACAGUUUGGCCGAUGGCAAUUCCACAGAUGCAUCCAAAGCGACCGUUACAGCUAAUAUCACCUGUAGCAGUUGUUCGGAUAAUGCUAUUGCGACGUCAUGGUGUGUCGAUUGUUCCGAAUAUAUCUGUGACAGUUGUGUGCAGGCGCAUCAACGUCUUAAAAUCACCAAGGAUCACACAAUUAAGCCAAAGGAGGAAGCCAAUAAUGAACAAUUGCCUGGUGCUGCUGGUAUAGAUAAACUACACAUGUGUCAUCUACAUCCGCAAGAGAAACUGUCGCUGUUCUGUGAGACGUGCGACAAGUUGACAUGUCGUGAUUGUCAGCUCAGCGACCAUCGCGAUCACAAAUAUAAAUUUGCGCAUGAAAUUGCCACCGAGACGCGUCAAGCGUUAAAAACGCUCGUCUCGGAAAUCAACUAUAAGCGCUUCCUGCUCUCAUCUGCCACAAAAGUGAUUGACGAUCGACAAAAGCAAAUUGCCGAUCGUAAGAAGGAUCUUAUUAAAGAAAUCACUGCAAUGGUGGUGAAGAUCACAAAUACAGUUAAUAUGCGUGGCAAACAGUUGGCUAUGCGUCUGAAUGAAGUAUGCGAUACAAAAAUGAAGGUUUUGAUCGAGAAGAAGGACGCGUUGCAGCUGUUAUCCGACAACACCGAUCACUGCAUCGAGUUUAUGGAGAACGCUAUGGAGAAGGGCAGCGAUUAUGCGAUUCUAUCGAGUAAAAAAUCAUUGGUGCGACAUUUGCAGAAACUGAAGUGUCAACGAGCUGACAUACCAAAUCCAGAAAUUCCCGUGCGUAUUCAAGUACAGUUAAAUCAAGUCUCUGAACUGCAAAAAGUUAUUUCUCAACUCGGCACUGUUAUUGUGGACGGUAAACCAUAUCCACCGGCACCAUCCACAAAUGGACCGCCACGCCAGCAGCCAAGUCCCAAUAUGGCACCACCAUUACGACCGGGUCUUCCACCAGGUAUGCCUGCUGGCAUGUCUCCUACUGGACCACCAAGCGGAUACGGACCUCAGAAUGGACCGCCAAUAUACAAUAACAGCUCUUCGGCACAACAACAAUUUAACAACAUGCAAAUGAAUCGAAACUAUGCUGCCGAAGGCGCAGGUAAGGUUCGUUUCGGCGCAAUGCCACCGGGUAUGCAACGUCAAGGUCAGCCACAUGUUAGUUCCUCCACACAUCCUCAAAAUAUGGACAUGAGCUUGCGUGGCCUUCUAAAUAAUCAAGCAGCUCAGAGUUCCAAUCAAGCUCAUAUAUCAUUCAAUGGUCCACCGAAUUAUCCCGGUGGCCCACAAGGCGCAGCUUCACCACACCAGCAAAUGAAUACCCAAAUGAGGCCGCAUUUUAUGGGCGGUCCUCCAGGCCAACAACAUCAGAAUUAUCCGCAGAAUACGCCUGGUGGACCGAAUAACCCGAAUUAUAUAAACAAUACUGCGCGCUUCCAGAACUAUCAACGCAUGUCGAGUCACGCGCAACAACAGGCCGCAGUAGCGGCCAUGUCAAGCGCGGGCGGUCCUGGUGGUCCAUGCGGCAGCCAAAUACCGUCACCAAACCCCAUGCAGCGACCGCAAAUCAUGCCCAAUCCCAUGCAGAAUAACCUGGGGUUUCAUGGGAGUCAGCCUGGCUUCAGUCCCGGGCCGCCACAAACCGCGCCACAAAUGAACAGUAGUUUGAGCAGCAUGCACAGCAUGGCCAAAUGGCACAUACCUCAAUCAGCGCAACAGACAAACGCUUGCCCACAACAAGGUCCUCUAAUGCAGUUUGCCAACGGCCGUCAAACAGAGAACUUUAAAAUUUCCUUAAAAUCUCCAAAUACUCUAAAGAAUACCACACCAAAUGGCAGCUCAUCGGCACAUAGUAUGCAAGGCAAUAGUGCGUCUAGCUUACAUGCAGCUUCGCUUGGGCUCGGACCAGCUGUUUCCAUCUUACCCAAUGUCACAUCAACGAAUCCAAAGACGCCGAGCCCGAGCACUAACGAGAACGCAAAAGAUUUCACUGAACCGAUUGACAAGGUCCGUGACGAUUCCAUAAACGAUCUAAUAGCUACCAUUGCCAAAUUGGAUUCGAAUGGUGUUCAGGUGCUGCCGGAGGGACGUACAAAAACCACAUCGCCGCAAGUGCACAGCUCAACAGACCUAUCCAAUACUCAAGAAGUUAAUACUAAAAAUGAUCAAAAAGACGACCCGAACGAAGAUUGGUGUGCCGUUUGCCUUGACGGUGGAGAGCUAAUGUGCUGCGACAAGUGCCCGAAAGUAUUCCAUCAGAAUUGUCACAUACCCGCCAUCAGUUCAUUGCCGGACGAAAGCGAAAGUUGGCAAUGCCUGCUGUGCGUGAACCUCAAAGAGCUGGCUAACAACACCGACAACACACAGAAAGCACCUGGCGAAUUAAGUCGGCUGGAAUUGCAGAUCAUGCAACGCAUUUGUCUCGAAUUGUAUUGCCAGUACGAACAGAGUCUACAUUUCCGCGAGCCGGAACCGCCUACCAAUACAGCCUACUAUGAAAUUAUUUGCAAUCCCAUGUCUUUGGAUGUUAUACGUACACGAUUGGACCCGACCAGCCCAAAUCAUUAUAAGGAUAUCGCUGGCUUUGUGUCAGAUGUGCGUCUAAUAUUUAAGAACACUUAUCUCUUCUAUCAAGAGGACUCAAAAACAUUCACAAAUGCAAAAUAUUUGGAGAACUUUUUCGAGGAACAAUUAUCCAAAUGGCUGCCAAACUUCGCCAGCAAGACAAAUUCAAACAUGACCAAUGGCAGUGCCAACACAAACAGCAACAAUGCCGCCAUUAUCAGCAAUAAUAGUGCUUCCACAUCGUCUGCAGCUUCGCCAGGUCUCAUGAAUCUAGCAACCGGCCCCUCGGCUUCGCCCGGUGUUAUUGCAGCUAUGGAGAAUGGUAGAAAGAGCAUUGCAGAAUUCCGACUGGAGGAUGACUCGUGCAUUCCGGCGAAAAGAUCACGUAAACUAACCGAAUAGGAUAAAUUUAAUCAGCUACUUAACAGCAUGCUAGCAACAAUCAACAAUGGCAAUGAAAGCGAGGAACUGCUCGCGCUGCUCAGCCUAUGCUGCCCACCACAGACGCAGCCGAAUCUGCUUUUCUAAUGGCCAGUCACAAGGGCGAAAUGUGAUGACAAAAACAAGGACUUUCAAAAUUGUUAACGCUAAUGCACAAAAUUAGUGAAAAGAUGCGCAGAAAAGAAAGCUAAAACUACGCAUGUGCAAGAUAAACAAAACACAUGCAAAAUCACAGCAAAAUAAUAAAUAUUUUCAUGUUUGGUUUGUAACCUCAAAAUACGUAUCGUUGCUGAGCGAUUUAGUGCAGAGCAAAUUGUACUCAUUUAGCAUAAUAUUUACAAAGAUUUUAUUGGCAUCAUCGAAUUUAUACACAAAAAAUGUCACUGCGCACGCGCACUGCGUAAUGGUAAGCUGGCUUCUGAAACCAUACGGAAUUGACAUUGAGAAGCUUCCUCAUACUAAUGACAACAAUAAACGUUUGAUAAUACUUUGAUGAAAACCACUAACUGUUUAAGUAUAGACAUUAUUUGAAAGACAUCGUUUUGAAAUUAACUAAUACUAAUACAUGUUGUAAAUUUAAUUAGAUUACUAAAAGUAAAAAAAAAACAAAAAAAUACAC
This is a messenger RNA of Bactrocera dorsalis (oriental fruit fly), 3937 nucleotides long. It is a transcript of the gene bon, whose product is annotated as E3 ubiquitin-protein ligase TRIM33. Gene Ontology annotation, biological process: positive regulation of DNA-templated transcription. Bases 16 to 3279 code for a protein of 1087 amino acids. Gene Ontology annotation, molecular function: zinc ion binding; protein binding; ubiquitin-protein transferase activity. The transcript is spliced from 10 exons. The record is from RefSeq and is a predicted model, not a curated record. Lineage: Eukaryota; Metazoa; Arthropoda; Insecta; Diptera; Tephritidae. Gene Ontology annotation, cellular component: nucleoplasm; chromatin.